Molecule: messenger RNA, 2404 nt
Organism: Tuber melanosporum (Perigord truffle)
Lineage: Eukaryota; Fungi; Ascomycota; Pezizomycetes; Pezizales; Tuberaceae
Exons: 11
Coding region: 262-2106 (614 amino acids)
Biological process (GO): protein dephosphorylation
Cellular component (GO): cytoplasm; protein phosphatase type 2A complex
Molecular function (GO): protein phosphatase regulator activity
Source: RefSeq, a predicted model, not a curated record
CUCACAACUUCAAUCCAUCAAUCAGCCAGCCCUACCAGCCCCCCAAUCUUGCCCCUCUUCUACUAACUCUCAAUCACCUGUUGGCUGUCGGUCGCAUAAAACCAUCUCGGCCAUCCUCGCACUACACUCCUUCCUUCCUUGUUUGUUCGUUCUUAUCUUGAAACCUGCUACGACCUGACCAACAGUAAUCCCGAGUUAUACUAUUCGCCCUGAUUCAUCCCCCGAACCUUAGAUUAUAAAUUUCCCGCUCAUCUUCUCGAAAUGGAUAUCCAACCUUCGAAUGAUGAACUCUACCCAAUAGCUGUCUUGAUUGAUGAGCUUAAACAUGACGAUGUCCUUCUUCGACUAAAUGCAAUUAAGCGCCUAUCAACUAUUGCUCUUGCUCUGGGGCCUGAGAGGACUCGUGAUGAGCUCAUACCAUUUCUGGACGAAUCCGUGGAGGACGAAGAUGAGGUCUUGACCGCUCUUAGCGAAGUACUUGGGAGUUUUGUGGAAUAUGUCGGUGGUCAGGAACAUGGUCACGUGCUCCUUUCGCCUUUGGAGAAUCUUGCUGCGAUCGAAGAACCCCUUGUACGUGAAAAGGCAGUCGAUUCCCUUAACAAAAUAUGCCAGGAACUGUCUCAAAAUCAGGUUGAGGAGUACUUUAUUCCCCUUGUUAUUCGCCUGUCCAAAGCGGAUUGGUUCACUUCGAAAAUUUCCGCAACUGGCCUAUAUACUGUCCCAUACUCCAAAGCAACGCCCCGUUCUCAGGAUGGUUUGAGGCAACAUUUUGCGCAACUUGUCCACGACGACACACCGAUGGUGCGGAGGCAGGCUGCGACAAACCUGGCAAAGUUCGCCAAAACGAUGCCUGCUGAUUUGGUUGUUUCGGAAAUGAUCCCCCUGUUUCAACAUCUAGCGCAGGAUGAUCAGGAUAGCGUCAGGUUAUUAACUGUAGAGGUCCUUAUCAGCAUCGCUGAGGUUGUCCCAAAAGACCAACAGGCCAGUCACGUUGUUAUUUUGACAAUACUAAGAAGCCUGUUUGGGGAUAAGAGCUGGAGGGUCAGAUACAUGGUUGCAGAUAAAUUUGAGAAGAUUGCAAAAGCUGUUGAGAGCGAUGUCGUUCGACGGGAUCUAGUCCCAGCUUUCGUGAAGCUUUUGAAGGAUAGUGAGGCAGAAGUACGGACGGCGAUUGCCGGCCAGAUUCCCGGUUUCUGCAAACUUCUCGACCGUCAAAUCCUUCUUGAUGAAAUUAUGAGCCCGGUUGAAGAUUUGGUCACCGAUACAUCCCAGCACGUGAGAGCCGCCCUUGGGACCCAGAUCAGCGGAUUGGCACCAAUACUUGGGAAGGAUGAAACUAUCUCGCAUCUUCUACCCAUGUUCUUACAGAUGCUCAAGGACGAGUUCCCGGAUGUCCGUCUACACAUCAUCUCAAAGCUCGAGCAAGUGAAUGAUGUUAUCGGAAUCGAAUUACUCUCCCAGUCUCUACUUCCCGCGAUUGUUCAGCUGGCAGAGGAUAAGCAAUGGCGUGUCCGGCUUGCAAUUAUCGAGUACAUUCCACUCCUGGCUAAGCAACUUGGCGUUGAGUUUUUCGACGAGAAGCUUGGAAAUCUGUGCAUGAGCUGGCUGGGAGAUACAGUUUUCUCAAUCCGCCAAGCCGCAACUCUAAAUCUCAAACAAUUGACAGACGUAUUCGGCGUUGAGUGGGCCCGACAGACCAUUAUUCCCAAGGUUAUGGCAAUGGGCGACCAGCGCAACUAUCUGUAUCGCAUGACCACAUGCGCAGCAAUUACAACAUUGGCUCCUGCGGUGAACGUUGCUGCUAUUGAAGAAUUCAUCCUCCCAAUGAUCCACAAACUAAUCCGCGAUCCCAUCCCCAACAUCCGCUUCAAUGUCGCCAAAUCCUACGGCGUUCUUAUCGAUGUUCUCCGAAAGCUUCCUGCUGAGGGAACUUUGGCUAAUGUAAAGCCCGAUAGCGCCGCUGGCCCAAGUGAUCUGGGGUUGGAAUUGAUCCAGAAGCAGAUUGUACCGAAUCUGGAGAAGCUCCAGGCGGAUAGCGAUGUUGAUGUUAGAUUCUUCGCGGCCCAAGCCAUGGCUAAUAUUGGCGACUUGAUGCAGACUUCGUAAAAGAGGAGAGGGAUCCGGAUUUUAUUGAGCUUCUCUAAUUCGGUUUGUUUGAUAGAUUGCCAGGAAUGGGGUACUGUCUUUAGGAGGGUAUGGCUAAGGUAGCGAAGAGAUACCGGUUGGCAUUUGGGGCAAAACGGCAGAUAGUUGAGGGUUCGAAAUAGGGGAUUUCCUUCUUACUUUAUGGAUGUUGCAUAUGACUCCUCUUUUUUCCUUCCACCCGUUAAAGCACCGCGAGCACCUGAUGGGUAGGCACUAAUCAUAGAGAGAUGUAACCAAAGAAGCUUUGAAUUAGACGGUA